Messenger RNA from Eptesicus fuscus (big brown bat), 2090 nucleotides. RefSeq names its product Na(+)/citrate cotransporter. Gene Ontology annotation, biological process: citrate transport; monoatomic anion transmembrane transport. The transcript is spliced from 12 exons. Gene Ontology annotation, cellular component: membrane. Bases 375 to 2090 code for a protein of 571 amino acids. NCBI's taxonomy places the organism in Eukaryota, Metazoa, Chordata, Mammalia, Chiroptera, Vespertilionidae. Gene Ontology annotation, molecular function: succinate transmembrane transporter activity; citrate transmembrane transporter activity; sodium:dicarboxylate symporter activity. The record is from RefSeq and is a predicted model, not a curated record.
GACCCCUGCGGACGCAGAAGCGGGGCCACACGCCAAAGCCAUUGGAAUAAAUGACCGAUCGCAUCGCGCUUGGCAGCCCUGGGGCGCGCCUCUGUCCACCCAGGGCAGCGCAGGCAGGGUUUGGAGAGUGCCUGGAGGCGGGUCCGACGCUCCGGAGUCCGCAGGCGCCUCCAGCCGCCGCGGGGUGGCGGAGUUGGGGGCAGGCGGGCCCCACCGACCCCGCGGGGUGGCCCCGCCCCGGAGCCUGGCAGAGACCUCACCGUGGGGGGCGGAGUUGCCGGCGCUCCACCAGCCCCUGAGACUGUGGCCCCUUCUUAAGCCCGCGGAGCCUCUGGCCGCCUAGCCUGCCUCUCCCGCCUUCUCCCCCCAGCACGAUGGCUUCGGCACUGAGCUAUGUCUCCAAGUUCAAGUCCUUCGUGAUCUUGUUCGUCACCCCGAUACUGCUGCUGCCACUCAUCAUUCUGGUGCCCACCAAGUUUGCCAGGUGUGCCUACGUCAUCAUCAUCAUGGCCAUUUACUGGUGCACAGAAGUCAUCCCUCUGGCUGUCACCGCCCUCUUGCCUGCCUUGCUUUUCCCACUCCUCAAGGUUCUGGACUCCAAGCAGGUGUGUGUCCAGUACAUGAAGGACACUAACAUGCUGUUCCUGGGAGGCCUCAUCGUGGCUGUGGCCGUGGAGCGCUGGAACCUGCACAAGAGGAUCGCCCUGCGCACACUCCUCUGGGUGGGGACCAAGCCUGCACAGCUGAUGCUGGGCUUCAUGGGCGCCACCGCCUUCCUCUCCAUGUGGAUCAGCAACACAGCCACCACAGCCAUGAUGGUGCCCAUUGUGGAGGCCGUGCUGCAGCAGAUGCAGGCCACAAGCACAGCCAACGAGGCGGGCCUGGGGGCCCUGGAGCUGGUGGACAAGGGCAAGACCAGUGAGCUGCCAGGGAGCCAAGUGAUUUUUGAAGGCCCUGCUAUGGGGCCGCGGGAGAAUUGUGACAGGAAGAGCAUGUGCAAGGCCAUGACCCUGUGCGUGUGCUACGCGGCCAGCAUCGGAGGCACUGCCACUCUGACCGGGACAGGACCCAACGUGGUGCUCCAGGGCCAGAUGCACGAACUGUUUCCUGGUAGCAAAGACACCGUGAACUUUGCCUCCUGGUUUGGAUUUGCCUUCCCCAACAUGCUGAUCAUGCUGCUGCUCGCCUGGUUUUGGCUCCAGUGUAUUUUUAUGGGAUUCAACUUUAAAAAGGUUUGGGGCUGUAGUCUGGAGAAAAAGAAUAGCGAGAAAGCUGCCUACGAGAUGUUACAGGAGGAGUACAGGAAGCUGGGACCCUUCUCCUUCGCCGAGGCCAACGUCCUGCUCUGUUUUCUCCUGCUGGUCACCCUGUGGUUCUCCCGGGACCCAGGUUUCAUGCCCGGCUGGAUGUCGGUCGCCUGGAUGGAGGGCGAGACAAAGUAUGUCACCGACGCCACCGUGGCCAUCUUCGUGGCCAUAUUGCUAUUCAUUGUGCCUUCGCAGAAGCCCAAGUUCAACUUCUGCAGCCAGACAGAGGAAGAAAGGAAAACUCCGUUUUAUCCGCCUGCACUGCUGGAUUGGAAGGUGACCCAGGAGAAAGUUCCCUGGGGCAUUGUGCUGCUUCUGGGGGGCGGAUUUGCUCUGGCUAAAGGAUGCGAGGCCUCGGGGCUGUCUGAAUGGAUGGGGAAGCAAAUGGAGCCCUUGCACGUUCUGCCCCCAGCAGCCAUCUCCUUGGUCUUGUCCUUGCUCAUUGCUGUAUUCACUGAGUGCACAAGUAAUGUGGCCACCACCACCCUGUUCCUGCCCAUCUUUGCCUCCAUGUCACGUUCCAUUGGCCUCAACCCGCUGUACGUCAUGCUCCCCUGCACCCUGAGUGCGUCCUUUGCCUUCAUGUUGCCUGUGGCCACCCCACCUAACGCCAUCGUGUUUGCCUACGGACACCUCAAGGUUUCUGACAUGGUGAAAACAGGAAUAAUGAUGAACAUAAUUGGAGUCCUCUGUGUGUUUCUGGCGGUCAACACCUGGGGACGGGUCAUAUUUGACCUGGACAAUUUUCCUGACUGGGCUAAUGUGACUCAUAUUGAGACUUAG